AUGCCCACGGCUUGGAGGAGGAGGGCUUGCUUACCCUCCCUCAGACUCCGAGAGGUGGCAUCCAUGUACUGCACCAUGAUUGGGGUCUUCUUUAUCAUACUGGUGGCUGCUCUCCAGGGCACGACUCCCCGAGAAAAUGUUUUCCCCUUCAAGGUACCUCUGGAUCCCAAAGGGCUCCUGGAACUGUCAUGGAACAUUAGCUACCGGGAGGAGUUGAUUCACUUCCAGCUUUUGGUUAAGGAUCUGAAGUUUGGGGUGGCCUUUGGGAUGUCGGACAGGGGCCAGUUUGAGAACGCCGAUCUAGCCGUGCUCUGGAGCGAUGGCCGCAAUUCCUUCUUUGGGGAUGCUUGGACCGAUGAGAAAGGACAGAUGCACUUGGAUUCCCAACAGGAUUACCAACUUCUGGAAGCUCAGAAAACCCCCGAAGGCCUCUACCUCCUUUUCAAAAGGGCUUUCAGCACUUGCGAUCCAAAGGAUUAUCUGAUUGAGGACGACACUGUUCACUUGAUAUAUGCCUUCCUGGAAGAGCCAUCUCACACCCUUGAAGCCAUCAACACCAGUGCCCUGCAGAAGGGGCUUCAGAGAGUGCAGCUGUUGAAACCUAACAUUACCAUCCCCAAACUGCCGGCUGACAUGGACACCAUGGAGAUACGGGCUCCGGAUGUUGUCAUUCCCAACCAAGAGACUACCUACUGGUGCUACAUGACAAAGUUACAAGAUGACUUCCCCAGGCAUCAUAUUGUUAUGUAUGAGCCAGUCAUCACUGAAGGCAAUGAGGCGCUGGUUCACCACAUGGAGAUCUUCCAGUGUGUCCCAGGGUUGACUAAAUUACCCGACUUUAAUGGGCCCUGUGACUCCAAGAUGAAGCCUGAGGGACUGAACUACUGCAGACACGUAUUGGCUGCUUGGGCCUUGGGAGCCAAAGCAUUUUACUAUCCUGAGGAAGCUGGACUUGCUUUUGGGGGUCCCGGAUCCUCAAAAUAUUUGCGCCUUGAAGUUCACUAUCACAAUCCCCUAGAGUUAAAAGGCCGGAGGGACUCCUCGGGGAUCCGUCUGCAUUACACGGCCACUCUGAGGCCUUUCGAUGCUGGUAUCAUGGAGCUCGGCUUGGUCUAUACACCUGUCAUGGCCAUCCCGCCCAGAGAGGAGGCCUUCAUCCUGACGGGUUAUUGCACCGACAAGUGUACCCAGAGGGCUCUACCCGCUUCUGGGAUCCACAUCUUUGCCUCCCAGCUCCAUACUCACCUGACGGGGAGGAAAGUAAUCACAGUUUUAGCCCGAGAUGGCAGAGAAAAGGAAAUUGUGAAUGCCGAUCAUCACUACAGUCCUCACUUUCAAGAAAUCCGCAUGCUGAAGAAAGUUGUGUCUGUUCUUCCGGGGGACGUGCUCAUCACAUCCUGUACAUACAACACAGAAGACAGGGACCAGGCCACUGUGGGCGGGUUUGGCAUCAUGGAAGAAAUGUGCGUGAAUUAUAUACAUUAUUACCCCCAGAGUCCGCUGGAACUAUGCAAGAGUGCCGUGGACACAGGCUACCUGCAAAAAUACUUCCACCUGGUGAACAGGUUUAACAAUGAGGAUGUCUGCACAUGCCCUCAGGCUUCUGUCCCCCAGCAGUUUUCUUCGGUCCCUUGGAAUCCAUUCAACCGUGAUGUGCUCAAGUCUCUAUAUGACUUCGCUCCCAUCUCCAUGCACUGCAACAAGUCCUCAGCGAUUCGGUUCCCAGGUGAAUGGGAAAGACAACCAAUUCCAGAGAUCACCAGGAAACUGGAGAAUCCAGCCCCUCACUGUCCACCUGCUAUGGGCCUGCCCCCCUCAGCUCCAGCACUGGUCAAGUUUGAUGGAAAAAAAGUUAAGUGA
Tachyglossus aculeatus (Australian echidna) is the source of this 1860-nucleotide messenger RNA. It is a transcript of the gene DBH, whose product is annotated as dopamine beta-hydroxylase. NCBI's taxonomy places the organism in Eukaryota, Metazoa, Chordata, Mammalia, Monotremata, Tachyglossidae. Gene Ontology annotation, cellular component: secretory granule membrane. The transcript is spliced from 12 exons. Gene Ontology annotation, biological process: octopamine biosynthetic process; norepinephrine biosynthetic process; dopamine catabolic process. The record is from RefSeq and is a predicted model, not a curated record. Bases 1 to 1860 code for a protein of 619 amino acids. Gene Ontology annotation, molecular function: copper ion binding; dopamine beta-monooxygenase activity.